This is a messenger RNA of Hyaena hyaena (striped hyena), 1422 nucleotides long. RefSeq names its product protein C receptor (gene PROCR). The transcript has 4 exons. Gene Ontology annotation, molecular function: signaling receptor activity. The record is from RefSeq and is a predicted model, not a curated record. Bases 132 to 857 code for a protein of 241 amino acids. Lineage: Eukaryota; Metazoa; Chordata; Mammalia; Carnivora; Hyaenidae. Gene Ontology annotation, biological process: negative regulation of coagulation.
CCAGCCUCCUCUGUGCAGCCUCCUCGCCUUCCAGACAGUCCUUAUUUCUUUUCUCCCUAGGCUGCAGCCAGCCUGAGCCCUCUUCCUGCCAGAGCCAGGAGCCCAGGUGGGGUAAGAACCUCAGCCCCAGGAUGUUGACAACAUUGCUGCCACUGCUGUGUCUACUGUUCCUGCCUGGCUGGGCCUUUUGUAGCCAGGAAGCCUCAGAUGGCCUUCGGAACCUCCACAUGCUCCAGAUCUCUUACUUCCGCGACCCCAAUCAAGUGUGGCACCAGGGCAACGCGUCGCUGGGGGGGCUACCGACGCACGUGCUGGAAGGCCCGGGCACCAACGUCACGAUCCGCCAGCUGGAGCCCUUGCAGGAGCCCGAGAGCUGGGUGCACACAGAGAACAGUCUGAAGACCUACCUGCACCAGUUCAGCAGCUUGGUGCUGCUGGUGCACCAGGAGCGAAGCUUGACCUUUCCUCUGAUCAUUCGCUGCUUCCUGGGCUGUGAGCUGCAUCCUGAGGGCUCUACAGCCCGUGUCUUCUUCGAAGUGUCUGUGAAUGGGAGCUCCUUUGUGCGUUUCCAGCCCGAGACAGCUUUAUGGGUGGCAGGGCCCCAGGCACCCUCCAGGGUGGUCACCUACACCCUGCAGCAGCUCAACGCCUACAAUCGCACUCGGUUCGAACUGCGAGAAUUUCUGCAAGACACCUGUGUGCAGUAUGUGCAGCAACACACCACUAUGAACGAUUCGAAAGGGAGCCAAACAGGCCGCUCCUACACCUCGCUGGUCCUGGGUGUCCUGGUGGGCAGUUUCAUCAUUGCUGGUGUGGCUGUAGGCAUCUUCCUGUACACAGGUGGACGGCGGUGUUGAUUGCUCUCCAGACCCCUCUGAAAAAGGGCUGGACUGAUGGGGGCUGAUGAGGGAAGAUCUCAGCUCAAUGCAAAACCACACAGAUUCCCUAUCUGGGACAUUAUAUCCCAGAAGGUUUGGAGUGGCAGCCCCUUUCUUCUCCCUGUCUGACCACCAAGAGUUUGGGGGAGGGAAAGGGAAGGGAGGAAGCUAGGUAGACAGAGUUCUUGGUUUGCUAAGCACCUAAGAACUUGCAUGCUUUCGUGAAUUGUUCUGAGAAGUGAAUGCUUAUCUAUCUUUGUGGAAAACAGAUGAUGGAGUUGGGUGGGGGUGGAGGGUGUCUGUGGCAUGUCCUCCAAAGACAGACUCACCCAAGGCAUUCAAAACACCUAACAAAUACAAGAAGUCCAUCAACCAAAAUAAACACCACUCGACGCUUCCAGGCAUAUCAGACUUGGGAAGGGAUGCUGGUAUAGUAGAGGUAGAAAGAAAUAACCAGAGAAAUGGCUGGAGUAUAAACUAAAAUAUGGGAGCAAAGAGCUAUUAGUUCAUUAAUAACAUUAUUAAUAAAUUCCUUACUUAUGUA